UCGAUAUUGUCAUCGCUGUUUCUACACCUCUAGCCGACGGGAGGGAUGGAAUAUAACUGUAGUCAUAAUUAAAUUAAUUUUUCCAAUCGCUUUAAUGAAUUUUUUGUAAUCACGAUUUCCCAAACCAAAUGAUUUUGUUAUGGUUGCUUAAACGAGAGAUAUCGUUUUAGUGCAAAACUCAUUCGUCGGGAGUUGACCUUUACGAAGACAAGGGAAAAAAAUAAACAGGAAAAACUCAAGAUGAGCAGGACAUUUUUGGCACAUGCAAUCGGCGCAGUAUCGCUAAUUCUCUUCUGUAAUAUUGGCAUACGCGCCCAGCUGGAAUUAGACCAAAUCCAGACCCAACUUCCAGAUCAGCUUAGCAAGUCGAACUUUAGCCUUAACGAUGCCAAGGAAUUAAUCCGUAACAAAUGCAUCGAGGUGGCCGGCAAAGAGGCGGGUGGAUUGGCGUAUGAUGAGAUUGAAUCCGGAUUUAUGGUCCUCGGUGAAUGCCUAAACGGCAUAGUCAACUAUACGGUAAUAAAGCAGGAAAUCGAGGAGGCCAGCCCAAAAGGCGAGCUCGAUGUGGUGUUCAAUAAAUACUGCAUCAGGCGGUCCCUUGCCGUGGAAUGCGUCAAUGAGUUCUCGUCGAAGGUCGUGCCCUGCAUGGUCGAGGAGGAACGGGAGGGCCAGGAUAUGAUUAAGCGAAUCAUCCAGAGCCUGCUUAACUUCGUGUGUCACAAAGACGGCGACCAGAUAGCCCUCUUCAUCUCCGAGAGGGGUCCCGAGUGCAUUGAGUCGCAGAAGGACAAUAUUCAACAGUGCGUGAACAGCACGUUUUCGGAGUAUCUGAACUUCUCGGAUCUGGAAGACAAUCGGAUCAAGUCGAUCCCCAAGCUAACCGUAGGCCAAAAGCAGUGCGACGAAAUGCUGACCCUCCAAUCCUGCGUGGUCAGCCGACUGGAGCAGUGCGCGGACAUUACUCCGGCCAAUCUCGUCGAGUCCAUGUUCAACUUUAUCAGGAACCAAACAAUGUGCCGCGACAACCAAAAAUCUCCACUGGUCGCUGAAGCUAGCGGAAGCCGAGGGUCCCAACAAAUGCCUCUAAACGUUUUUUAUUAUUUCUGUUUUUAUUUGCUUAUUUUGCGAUUUGUUUUUCAAAAAUCUCCUUAGCUUUAAGAUGCAUAAUUUGUUCUCGAAGAGCAAGCCCUAUAUCUAAACUUUCUUUAAUACUUUAGCUUUCCAACCCAAAGCGAUUAAUCAAAAAGUAAGGCUUUUGCUAAUUAUGUAUCUGUGGAACCGGUGUCCAUGAUUCAACAGCUUUAUCUUGAUGCGCGUGUGAAAGUACCAUUUGAUUUUUUUUUGAGGGCAACUGAUGGUAAUCUCACUAUUUCCUGGUGAGUAGGGUAAAGGGUCUGGCUAGAAGAAAUACUCUACACUAUGUAUUAAUAGUUUUAUAAAUGAAUAUACGUAUCAUUGUUGUAAAAAUAAAGUGAUAGAUUUGAAAAUAAAAAUAUUCUUGUUAAUAA
Molecule: messenger RNA, 1508 nt
Organism: Drosophila rhopaloa
Lineage: Eukaryota; Metazoa; Arthropoda; Insecta; Diptera; Drosophilidae
Product: 27 kDa glycoprotein
Exons: 1
Coding region: 241-1152 (303 amino acids)
Source: RefSeq, a predicted model, not a curated record